Equus quagga is the source of this 3401-nucleotide messenger RNA. RefSeq names its product phospholipid phosphatase related 3 (gene PLPPR3). Gene Ontology annotation, biological process: phospholipid dephosphorylation; signal transduction; phospholipid metabolic process. Gene Ontology annotation, molecular function: phosphatidate phosphatase activity. NCBI's taxonomy places the organism in Eukaryota, Metazoa, Chordata, Mammalia, Perissodactyla, Equidae. The transcript is spliced from 7 exons. The record is from RefSeq and is a predicted model, not a curated record. The coding region runs from base 915 to 3122 and encodes 735 amino acids.
GGGCGGGCGCGGCCCCCCAGCCUCCUUUGUCUCCCGACCGCUCGGGCGCCCAGGGAGCUCGCCAUGGAAACGCGCGCCGGCGGGCGGCGGGCACCGGGGCGGGGCGCGGGGACGCGCGGAGACGGGGCGGGACCCGGGGAGACCCCGCGCCCCGCGCCGAUGAGGCUCCCGCGGCCCAUCCGGGAGGCCCGGGAGGGGAGGAGCCCGCGGACCCCGGCCCCGGCCCGCGCCCCCCGCAGACGGAGACCCCCGAGCCCCGGAGGCGGAGGAGGCGCGAGCCGGGGAGGCGGGGACGGCGCGCCCGGGGCCCCGGCUGGAGACGGACGCGCGCGGCCCCUUCGCUCCGAGACAAAGAGCCCCCGCCCCUCGCGCCGCGUCUAGGCCGGGUGGGCGCGGGGUCUCGGCGGCGGGGUCCCUCCCGCCUCCCCUCCCCCUCCGCCGCCCCCCGCCCCCGCGGGGGAGGGGCCGCGCUUUGUGCUCGCGCCGCAGCCCCCGCCCGCCGCCGCCGCCAGCUCCGCCCUGCCCGCGCGGGCGCCAGGUGAGGGGCUGCGGCCGUGGGGCCCGACCCACCCGGGCCCCGGCCCCCCGUUCCCCGCGACGCCCCGACCCUGACGCGGCCCCGAGACCCCCGCGCCGGGCCGGCCCCGCCCUCUUCGCCGAGCCCCCUCCCGACCCCCCCCAUCCGGGGCGUGCGGGUGCCCGGCAGCCGGCCGGUUGGCCAGGGCCGCAGUGCGCGGGGGAGGCCGCGGCGACGCCCCCUCUCCAGCCUCAGUUUCCCCGAGCGGUUUUGUCGCAUCCUCGCCCGCCCCUCCCCCGCAGGCGCCGGCACCGGGUCCCCCCGGGCUCAGUCUGCGGCCCCCUCCUCCAGCGCGGCUUUGUCCCCUCCGACCACGGCCUGUGGCGCCCGCGGCACCAUGAUCGCGACCAAGGAGAAGAAUAAAACCCCCAAGGACAGCAUGACGCUCCUGCCUUGCUUCUACUUCGUGGAGCUGCCCAUCGUGGCGUCGUCCAUCGUGUCCCUGUACUUUCUGGAGCUGACCGAUCUCUUCAAGCCGGCCAAGGUGGGCUUCCAGUGCUACGACCGCACGCUCUCCAUGCCCUACGUGGAGACCAACGAGGAGCUCAUCCCGCUGCUCAUGCUCCUCAGUUUGGCCUUCGCCGCGCCCGCCGCGUCGAUCAUGGUGGGCGAGGCCCUGCUGUACUGCCUGCAGUCGCGGCUGUGGGGCCGCGGCGGGGGCCCGGGCGGGGCCGAGGGCAGCAUCAGUGCCGGCGGCUGCAGCUUCAACUCCUUCCUGAGGCGCACGGUGCGCUUCGUGGGCGUCCACGUGUUCGGCCUGUGCGCCACGGCCCUGGUGACCGACGUCAUCCAGCUGGCCACCGGCUACCACGCGCCCUUCUUCCUGACGGUCUGUGAGCCCAACUACACGCUGCUGGGCACGUCGUGCGACGCCAACCCCUACGUCACGCAGGACAUCUGCUCCGGCCACGACGCCCACGCCAUCCUGUCCGCACGGAAGACGUUCCCGUCCCAGCAUGCCACGCUGUCCGCCUUCGCCGCCGUCUACGUGUCGAUGUACUUCAACUCGGUCAUCUCGGACACCACCAAGCUGCUGAAGCCCGUCCUGGUGUUUGCCUUCGCCAUUGCCGCGGGCGUGUGCGGCCUCACCCAGAUCACGCAGUACCGCAGCCACCCCGUGGACGUGUACGCCGGCUUCCUCAUCGGCGCUGGCAUCGCCGCCUACCUGGCCUGCCACGCCGUGGGCAACUUCCAGGCGCCGCCCGCGGAGAAGCCGGUGGCCCCCGCGCCUGCUAAGGACGCGCUGCGGGCGCUGACCCAGCGGGGCCACGACUCAGUGUACCAGCAGAACAAGUCGGUGAGCACGGACGAGCUGGGCCCGCCCGGGCGGCUGGAGGGUGUGCCGCGGCCCGUGGCCCGCGAGAAGACCUCGCUGGGCAGUCUGAAGCGGGCCAGCGUGGAUGUGGACCUGCUGGCCCCACGCAGCCCCAUGGGCAAGGAGAGCAUGGUGACCUUCAGCCACACGCUGCCCCGCGUGAGCACGCCCUCGCUCGAUGACCCCGCGCGCCGCCACAUGACCAUCCAUGUGCCGCUCGACGCCUCGCGCUCCAAGCAGCUCAUCAGCGAGUGGAAGCAGAAGGCGCUGGAGGGCCGUGGCCUGGGGCUGCCCGACGAGGCCAGCCCGGCGCACCUGCGGGCGCCCGCCGAGCCCAUGGCCGAGGAGGAGGAGGAGGAGGAGGAGGAAGAGGAGGAGGAGGAAGAGGAGGAGGAGGAGGAGGAUGGGGAGGAAGGGGGUCCCGCCCCACCCUCGCUCUACCCCACUGUCCAGGCGCGGCCGGGGCUGGGGCCGCGGGUCAUCCUCCCGCCGCGGGCCGGGCCGCAGCCGCUGGUGCACAUCCCCGAGGAGGGGGCGCAGGCGGCGGCCGGCUUGUCCCCCAAGAGCAGUGCUGCCGUGCGGGCCAAGUGGCUCAUGAUGGCCGAGAAGAGUGGGGCGGCCGUGGUCGCGGCCCCUGCGCAGCCCCGCGUGGCCAACCCGCCCCGGCUGCUGCAGGUGAUCGCCAUGUCCAAGGCGCCGGGCGGGCCGGGCCCCAAGGCGGCCGAGACGGCCUCAUCCUCCAGCGCCAGCUCCGACUCCUCCCAGUACCGGUCGCCGUCAGACCGCGACUCGGCCAGCAUCGUCACCAUUGACGCGCAUGCGCCCCACCACCCCGUGGUGCACCUGUCCGCGGGUAACGGGCCCUGGGAGUGGAAGGCGGCGGGCGGCGGGGCUAAGGGGGCGGAGGGCGAGGGCAGCUACGAGCUGGGGGACCUGGCUCGCGGCUUCCGGGGUGGGCCCAAGCCGCCUGGCGUGUCCCCCGGCUCGUCCAUCAGCGACGUGGACCAGGAGGAGCCACGCUUUGGUGCCGUGGCCACCGUCAACCUGGCCACGGGCGAGGGGCUGCCCCCGCUGGGCGCAGCCGACGGGGCACUGGGGCCGGGCAGCCGCGAGUCGACCCUGCGGCGCAAAGCAGGCGGCCUGGCGCUGGGCGAGCGCGAGGCGGCAGGCGAGGCGGAGGCAGAGAGCUACUACCGCAAGAUGCAGGUGGCCCGCAGGUUCAAGGACUGAGCGCAGCGGCCGCCGGGCCAAACGGGGCGGGGCAGCCGCAUGGGGCGGGGUGGACGCGGGCGGGGCGGGACUUCGUGGCAGACAAUAAAGGUCGAUACUGGCGUCUGGCUCCUCAGUCAUUUCGGUCCAAGGACCCCCGAGGGCAGCCCUGUGGUGGCACACGGGCCAGGGUCCCCAGCUCCACCUGCCUGGGGCGCACACUCGUUGUGGGGGGCGGGGCCCGUCGAGUGCACCGGGAGCUAGGGCAGUGCCGAGGUCCACACUGUGGGGCACGACCCC